CACUCUGCCCACCUUUCUUUCACUCACUAACCCACACCAUCACCCACACUCUUUCUAUAUUUCAAGCUGCUCCCUCUUCCUGUAACACUCAUUCUGCAGGCUCGAGGUCUUCUUGUUCAUUCAUUCACUCCCUCAAGACAUUUUUGUCUACAACUGUCAUUCCUGACACCAACCAUUGUCAACGCGACAACCCACAACUCACUUACCACUCCUUUGAACUGCUAGUCGGUUCAGUCAUUUCCUGCAAACCUCACACCAACAUCUAUAGCACCACUCUCUCAGCUAUCCAACAAUACCAACCGUCAAAAUGAAGGCAUCUGCUGUCCUCGCUACUCUCCUUUUCGGCUCCUACGCCGUUGCUGCGCCCUUCGACAGGCGCGCGCUCGUCUACAAGACUGAGGUCGUCACUGAGACCGUGGUUGUCUACACCACCGUCUGGGAUGACGAGCCAGUUGCCCAGGCUACUACCAGUGCUGGCGAGUUCUACGAGAAACCCAGCAAGCCAUCCACCACCAGCACUGCCGUACUUGCACCCACUUCUUCGGUUGUGGCCUCUCCCCCAGCUGCACCUUCAAAGGCUGCUCCUACCACCUCCAAGGCUGCCCCAGCCUACACUCCUGUUGUUCCUGAGGAGCCUUCAAGCGUCUACACUCCUGUAGAAACUCCUACUUCAGUCUACACUCCCGUUCCCACUACUCCCGCCCCAGCCCCAGAGAGCUCUUACGUAGCACCUGCUCCCAAGCCUGAGCCCACUACCACCGCAGUCACUUCUGCCGCCCCUGAGCCUGUCUACUCUCAGGCUGCUGCUCCCUCAAGCGCUGCGCCUAGCUACCCUACCACCGGCGGCACCUCCUCUGGUACGUCGUUCCAGGAUGUAGAGAUCACCAUCUACGACAACACUGGUGCUGCUGGCGCUUGCGGUGAGGCUCUUACCGAUGACAUGCCUGUCGUUGCCAUUGCUCAGGGCGCUUGGAACGCCCAGGGAGGAACCACGCACGACGUCAUGACCGGCGCAUCAACCAACCCGUGGUGCGGAAAGGAGAUUGAGAUUGAGUUCCAAGGCAAGACUGCCAACGCUAAGAUCAUGGAUCUUUGCCCUGGCUGCGUGAACGAAUACGACAUCGAUCUCUCCCAUGCUGUCUGGAAGGACCUUGGCCUGACCGAGAUCACCCGUUACAAUGGCGUCAACUGGAAGAUCGUCUAAGCGUCUACUUCAAUCAUACCACGAUCCAUAUACCCAAGAUUCUGAUAUCUCGCUAGCGCAGGCAGGGUCAGCGCUUUGCACGACCAUGUUACGACUCAUUUUUUACGCAUCAGGCAGGGACCGGUGAUUGGAGUAUACGGAAGGAAAACCGUUUUGUUGCGGUUCUUGUUCAGCUUUUCUCUU
This is a messenger RNA of Alternaria alternata, 1387 nucleotides long. RefSeq lists its product as hypothetical. The record is from RefSeq and is a predicted model, not a curated record. The coding region runs from base 308 to 1204 and encodes 298 amino acids. NCBI's taxonomy places the organism in Eukaryota, Fungi, Ascomycota, Dothideomycetes, Pleosporales, Pleosporaceae. The transcript has a single exon.